Molecule: messenger RNA, 4037 nt
Organism: Myotis brandtii (Brandt's bat)
Lineage: Eukaryota; Metazoa; Chordata; Mammalia; Chiroptera; Vespertilionidae
Gene: IGSF9
Product: immunoglobulin superfamily, member 9
Exons: 23
Coding region: 280-3747 (1155 amino acids)
Biological process (GO): cell-cell adhesion
Molecular function (GO): protein binding
Source: RefSeq, a predicted model, not a curated record
UGUGUCGCGGGUGGAGUGGAGCGGAGCGCGAGGAGCAGUUUCCAGCACUGGCCACCUCUGGAUAUCGCCUUGCAGUUGGCAUUUCGAUCUGGCCGUGCUCCAGAGAACAGCUUCUUCAGGUGUUUGGCGAGCCACGUCCUCACUGUCCAGCAGAGUGGGAGCCGAAGCCUGUUACCUGAUCAGAAGGAUUGACCGGGCUCGCUGGGCGGUGGACAUCCCAGGCCCCUCCACCCGGGCCCCUGUGGACAGGGCGGGGCCGGGUGAGCAGGCAGCCGGGCUAUGGUUUGGUGCCUCAGUCUGGCCAUCCUCAGCCUGGUCAUCAGCCAGAGGGCUGACGGUCAAGGGAAGCCUGAGGUGGUGUCGGUGGUGGGCCGGGCUGGGGAGAGCGCCGUGCUGGGCUGUGACUUGCUGCCCGCAGCUGGCCAGCCCCCGCUGCACGUCAUUGAGUGGCUGCGCUUUGGGUUCCUGCUUCCCAUCUUCAUCCAGUUCGGCCUCUACUCUCCCCGCGUGGACCCUGAUUACGUGGGGCGAGUCCGCCUGCAGAAGGGGGCAUCUCUCCAGAUCGAGGGGCUCCGGGUGGAAGACCAGGGCUGGUACGAAUGCCGCGUGCUCUUCCUGGACAGGCACAGCCCCGAAGACGAUUCUGCUAACGGCUCCUGGGUGCACCUCACAGUCAAUUCACCCCCUCAAUUCCUGGAGACACCUCCUCAGGUGCUGGAAGUUAAGGAACUGGAGCCCUUGACCUUGCGUUGUGUGGCCCAUGGCAGCCCCCAGCCUCAUGUGACUUGGAAGCUCCGAGGACAGGACCUCAGCCAGAGCCAGGGCCCGAUGCAGGUGCAGAACGGGACGCUGUGGAUCCGGCGGGUGGAGCGAGGCAGCGCUGGGAUCUACACCUGCCAGGCCUCCAAUUCCGAGGGCAGCACCACCCACGCCACGCAGCUGCUUGUGCUAGGACCCCCGGUCAUCGUGGCACCCCCCAAGAACAGCACGGUCAAUGCCUCCCAGGAUAUCUCCUUGGCCUGCCGGGCCGAGGCGUACCCUGCCAACCUCACCUACAGCUGGUUCCAGGACAGCGUCAACGUCUUCCACAUUAGCCGCCUGCAGUCGCGAGUGCGGAUCCUGGUGGAUGGGAGCCUGUGGCUGCAGGCUGCCCAGCCUGAUGAUGCGGGCCGCUACACCUGUGUGCCCAGCAACGGCCUCCCGCACCCGCCUUCAGCCUCAGCCUACCUCACUGUGCUCUACCCAGCCCAGGUGACAGCGAUGCCUCCUGAGACACCCCUGCCCAUCGGCAUGCGAGGGGUGAUCCGGUGCCCAGUUCGUGCCAAUCCCCCGCUGCUCUUCGUCAGCUGGACCAAGGAUGGGCAGGCCCUGCAGCUGGACAAGUUCCCCGGCUGGUCCCAGGGCCCAGAAGGCUCGCUGGUCAUUGCCCUGGGGAAUGAGGAUGCUCUGGGAGAAUACGCCUGCACCCCUUACAAUAGCCUUGGCACGGCAGGGCCCUCCCCGGUGACCCGAGUGCUGCUCAAGGCCCCCCCAGCUUUUCUAGAACGGCCCAAAGAAGAAUAUUUCCAAGAAGUAGGGCGGGACCUACUCAUCCCCUGCUCUGCGAGAGGAGACCCUCCUCCUACCGUCUCUUGGGCCAAGGUGGGCCGGGGGCUGCAGGACCAGGCCCAGGUGGACAGCAACAGUAGCCUCAUCCUGCGACCGUUGACCAAGGAGGCCCAUGGGCGCUGGGAGUGCACCGCCAGCAAUGCCGUCGCCCGCGUGGCCACCUCCACGAACGUCUAUGUGCUGGGCACCAGCCCCCACGUUGUCACCAAUGUGUCCGUGGUGCCCUUGCCCAAGGGUGCCAAUGUCUCCUGGGAGCCUGGCUUCGAUGGUGGCUAUCUGCAGAGAUUCAGCGUCUGGUACACCCCAUUGGCCAAGCGUUCUGACCGAGCCCACCACGACUGGUUGACUCUGGCGGUGCCCGUGGGGGCCGCUCACCUCCUUGUGCCAGGGCUGAAGCCCCACACCCAGUACCAGUUCAGUGUCCUGGCUCAGAACAAGCUGGGCAGUGGGCCCUUCAGCGAGAUUGUCCUGUCUGUCCCUGAAGGGCUUCCUACCACACCAGCUGCCCCCACACUUCCUGUCACAGAGAUGCCGCCUCCUCUGUCCCCACCCCGAGGUCUGGUGGCAGUGAGGACCCCCCGGGGGGUACUACUACACUGGGAUCCCCCAGAAAUGGUCCCUCAGAGACUGGAUGGCUACAUCCUAGAGGGCCGCCAAGGCUCGCAGAGCUGGGAGGUGCUGGACAGGGCUGUGGCGGGCGCGGAAGUGCAGCUGCUGGUGCCUGGCCUCAUCAAGGAUGUUCUCUACGAGUUUCGCCUUGUGGCCUUGGCCGGUGGCUAUGUCAGCAGUCCCAGCAACUCGGCCAACGUCUCCACCUCUGGCCUGGAGGUCUACCCUUCCCGCACCCAGCUGCCAGGCCUCCUGCCACAGCCCGUGCUGGCUGGCGUGCUGGGGGGGCUCUGCUUCCUGGGGGUGGCCAUCCUUGUGAGCAUCCUGGCUGCUUGCCUCACCAGCCGCCGCAGGGCUGCCCGCCGCCGCCACCACUGCAAGCGCCUCCUUACAGAUCCACCUCUUCUCUUCUCUCCACCCCGGUUGUCAUCUCCACUCUCUGCUCCAGGCUCGGGCAGUCCUGACAGCGUGGCCAAGCUGAAGCUCCGGGGUUCCCCAGCCCCCAGCCUGCGCCAGAGCCUACUCUGCGGGGAGCCUGCCAGAACCCCCAGCUCCCCUCCAGACCCUCCACCGAGCCAGGGGCCCUUGCCCCUGGAGCCCAUUUGCCGGGGACCAGAUGGGCGCUUUGUGUUGGGACCCAACGUGGGGACCCCCCAAGAAAGGUCAGGCCCUGAGCAGGCUGAACCUCGGACCCCAGCCCGGCACCAGGCCAGGUCCUAUGACUGCAGCAGCAGCAGCCCCACAGGGCUGCCCCAGCCCCUCUGCAUUACAGACAUCAGCCCCGUGGGGCCCUCUCCCGCCGCCCCGCCCAGUCCCCUGCCAGGAACCGGAUCCCUGCUCCAGUACCUGAGCCUGCCCUUCUUCAGGGAGAUGAAUGUGGAUGGUGACUGGCCCCCUUUGGAGGAGCCUGCUUCUGCUCCACCCCCAGAUUACAGGGACAUCCGGCCCUGCCCGCCCUCAUCUCUCCUUCAGCCCCUGGACUCCCCUCCUGCCUCCCCCCGGGCAGUGCUUCCCGGGGCUGUGGCCAGGGCUGGGGCUGCCCCGGAGGGCCCGUACACAGCGCUGGCCGACUGGACACUGAGGGACCGGCUGCUGUCGGGCCUUCUCCCUGCCGCCCCCCGGGGCAGCUACCUCAGCCCGGCUCCAGGAGACACCAGCAGCUGGGCCAGUGGCCCAGAGAGGUGGCCCCGGAGGGAGCAUGUAGUGACAGUCAGCAAGAGGAGGGACACAUCUGUGGACGAGAACUAUGAAUGGGACUCGGAAUUCCCGGGGGACGUGGAAUUGCUGGAGACCCUGUACCUGGGCUUGGCUGGCCCUCGACCCGGACCUGAAGCUGAGCCAGAGCUAGGUGCCAAGACUCCAGAGGUGGGCUGCCCCCUGAGCGCCGCCCCGGCUCCCGGCCCCGAGGCCCGCUGUGCUGCCCUGCGGGAGGAAUUCCUGGCCUUCCGCCGCCGCAGAGAUGCCGCUAGGACCUGGCUCCCUGCCUAUCGACAGCCAGUCCCCCAUCCUGAACAGGCCACUCUGCUGUGAACACCCUCACGUGAGGCAGCGUGAAGGCACAGGGACCCUGUGAAGGAGGCCCCAACCAGACCUAGCUCCGCCUGGGCAACUGCCCCUGCCCCUUGGAGGCCCAGGCACAGACCCUGAUGGUGGGCUGGGGUGGGCGUGGUGUGGGAUGGAUGUGCUGAGCCUGGGCACUAGGGCGGGGUCCUAGGUCUGCUGGAGGGUGUGUGUGUGUGUGUGUGUGUGUGUGUGUGUGUGUGUGUUUGUGGUGUGGGUGAGGUUUUAUACAGGUGAAUAAAGAAAGUCUGGAAAAUGUU